Molecule: messenger RNA, 2119 nt
Organism: Mus caroli (Ryukyu mouse)
Lineage: Eukaryota; Metazoa; Chordata; Mammalia; Rodentia; Muridae
Gene: Plekha3
Product: pleckstrin homology domain containing A3
Biological process (GO): retrograde transport, endosome to Golgi; endosome organization; receptor recycling
Cellular component (GO): recycling endosome; early endosome; trans-Golgi network
Source: RefSeq, a predicted model, not a curated record
UCGUGGAGCGGCGGCGGAGCGGGAGGGCGGCGGGCGCUGGGGUCGCCCCUGGGGUCGCCGCGCCGUUCCCGCUGGGGAUGUCCGCGCCUCGCGGCCUCCGAGCAGCACGGGGCGCCCGCCGGCCGGGCCUCUGAGGGCCGCCGGGUCGGGGCGGAGGGUUGCGGGCCCGCGCCUCCGCAGCAGCGCGGCCGGCGCCGGGCCAGGAGGAUGCGCGGCGCCGGGCUCUGAAGCAUGGAGGGGGUUCUGUACAAGUGGACCAACUAUCUCACAGGUUGGCAGCCUCGAUGGUUUGUUCUGGAUAAUGGAAUCCUGUCCUACUAUGACUCACAGGACGAUGUCUGCAAAGGGAGCAAAGGGAGUAUAAAGAUGGCGGUCUGUGAGAUUAAAGUCCAUCCCGCAGACAACACAAGAAUGGAGUUAAUCAUUCCAGGAGAGCAGCAUUUCUACAUGAAGGCAGUAAAUGCCGCCGAGAGACAGAGGUGGCUGGUUGCCCUCGGGAGCUCCAAAGCGUGUUUGACCGACACGAGGACUGCAAAAGAGAAAGAAAUAAGUGAGACCAGUGAAUCUCUGAAAACCAAAAUGUCUGAACUUCGCCUCUACUGUGACCUCCUGAUGCAGCAGGUUCAUACGAUCCAGGAAUUCGUUCACCAUGAUGAGAGGCAUCCCUCUCCCAGUGUGGAGAACAUGAAUGAAGCCUCCUCCUUGCUCAGUGCCACCUGUAAUACAUUCAUCACCACCCUGGAGGAGUGUGUGAAGAUCGCCAACGCCAAGUUUAAACCUGAGAUGUUUCAACUGCCUCAUCCGGAUCCCCUGGUCUCUCCCGUGUCGCCUUCUCCUGUUCAGAUGAUGAAGCGUUCAGCCAGCCACCCUGGUUCCUGCAGUUCCGAGAGGAGCAGCUGCUCCGUCAAAGAACCAGCAUCUGCCCUUCACCGACUUCCUCAGCGACGCCGCAGGACCUACUCGGACACAGACUCUUGUAAUGAUGCCCCCCCUGAAGACCCAGAGAGACCUCUUCACUGUUCAGGAAACACACUUAAUGGAGAUUUGGCAUCAGCAACCAUUCCGGAAGAAAGCAGACUUAUGGCCAAGACACAAUCUGAAUCUGAAGAGCCUCUUCCACCCUUCUCCUGAGGAAACAGACAUGCCCAGCUUCCUCUCAGUGUUGCUAUGCAAAAGCUGCUGUAAUUAAACUCGUUCUGGGCUAGCUUUGCCCUCUCCUUAGGAUUUCUCUGCACUUUAUAGAAUAUUGUAAACAAACAACCCACAUACUUUUGAAGUGUAUUUUAUCUUUCUAUAGUUUACUUGCAAGAGUAUUUUCCUAAUAACUUCACAGUAUGAAUGUGCAUCUUUUUUUUUAAACAAAUGAUGGUGUAACAUUUUGACAUCCAUAAGGACAAAUGUAGAUAUUUUUCUAAAAAACUGUGAGGGACUGACAGCUUGGUCAGUGUGUAUUGUAGUAUAUAAACAUGAAAUCUCGCCAGAUUUAUUUGACAGAAAUGUGAGAGAUGUAACUUGUGCCAUGGACCAAAAGGUCACUUCAUCCCAGCUUAAAAUUAAUUACCAUAGCAGCUUGAUGGUGAUUAUAUCAUAUUCCUUUAAGCAAAAAGGAAACGCUUAAUAUUCUAAAGGUCUUUAGCCCAAAUACCAUGACAUAUUGAGCAUUUUUUUUUUUUAAAAAAGCAGAGUCCGCUGUCCUUCAUAUGUGAAGUUGACAUCUACUGAUUUGUCAAUACCAAACAUCAGAUUACAGUAUUUAAUUUUUAUUUAUUUAUUUUCUUAUUGCAUCAAAAGAUGGUUAUGUCCUAACUUUUAUGGCCUCCCCAAUUUAAGAUGUAUAUGCAUAGUUGUUAUUUACGUUGUUCUAAGACACAUGAAGCAAGUGUCCCAGUGAUCUUGUUCACCUACACCAGAGAAAUAAACAGCUUUCAAUGGAAGAGGAUUUCAGUGCUUUUCAAAAACUAGGCAGUAAGCUGCUGUUGUAAGGUAUGAUUUGCAGCUCGUUGGCAUAUCUAGAGACAUUUUUAAUUUAUGAAUAUUUAUACAAAAAGCAAUUCUGUCAAGAUGACUGUUCUAUAUCACUUGAGAAUGGCAUUAUUUAAUUAAAGAACAAUUUGCAGUU